Molecule: messenger RNA, 4261 nt
Organism: Cimex lectularius (bed bug)
Lineage: Eukaryota; Metazoa; Arthropoda; Insecta; Hemiptera; Cimicidae
Exons: 2
Coding region: 138-3143 (1001 amino acids)
Source: RefSeq, a predicted model, not a curated record
GAGUCAAGUCAGUCUCUAAGAGAACGGCCGACAGUGAACAAGAAAUCGGCCCCACAAAUGGUGACAUAAGUGAAGUGUUGAUUUUGUGUUUCGAUUUGGUUUUUUUUUUUUUUUAUUAUAUAUGACAACCGUCCAAUAUGCUCAUCCAGAAGAAUCUGCUCUUCCAUAUUAUGAUCUCAAUAUGCGUGGCAAGAGAAAUCGACUGGAAUUAUGAUUUAAUGACCGAAGAAGCCAAUAAUCAAAGGAUCGCUCAUACCGCAGUUGAAGAAAAGCCAGCUUUCCGAGGUAAAAAACAGAUUUUAAACCAAGAAAGGAGUACGACGGCAGCGCCGGACGACGAUGAAGAUAAAAAAACACUAGCGCAACAGGUCGCCGAUGGAAAGUACGGGUUGAUACAGACAGAAUUGUUCUCUCGGCCGGUGAAACGUCCAGGGAUUUUGAGUUACGAGAUUAACCCAGAAGUACCUAAAGACAACGUCAACAAUUUAGGAGGUCUCCAACCAGAGGAGAUAUGGCUGGCGGAAAAUCAUUUGCUCGUCCUCAAAGGUGGUGGAUUCAGUAGCCAGGAGCAGAAUGGUAAAUCCAUCUGGCCGCCGAUCGACAAUUACAUUGCUCCACAACGUCAGGUCAAGAUUCCCCCAAACCCAAAAGUGCCUCCACCCUUCCCGGUUCAGUUAAAAGACGGGGGCCCAAUAGAAUUUAUUCGGGGCGUGAACGGAAGUGGAGGCCCUCCACCAUUUUUCGAUCCCAGAUUCGGACCACCACCGUUUCUUCUUCCAGGCGGCCAACCAGAUGGAAACCUAAAAGAAAUUCUGAAGCCACUGGGAAACUCCACAGAGGGGAACGGCCGACGACCGUUCCCCUUGCCAGGACCAGGGAUCGGCUUAUUUCCGCCCGCCGUCGCCUUCUUACCGCCCCCAGGAAACUUCACAGAGUUGGACGAAGACGACCCAAGCAUUUACUACCCUCCUCCGUAUGAUUUCUUCUACCCGAAGGAUAAUUCUUCCCAUGUACCGCCGGGGCCUCUCGUACCUGGAAUAAUACUGCCUCCGCCGCCGAACUUCUUCGCGCCGUAUGACAAGAACAAACCGCAUACACACAAACCGAGCCAUUCGCAGAGGAAGCCGUCUAAAUCCAGACCGACCCAAUAUCUCCACGAGCACAUACACAACAAACCACGUACGACUAAACCACCCAAACCGACGGUUGUUUAUAAAGUCUCAACGCUCCCGACAUCCACUACAACUGCACCACCGGAGUCGACAUCAGCACCGAUCACAAUAACCGUCACCGAUAACACUCCAAAUGAAAUUCAACGUCCGAGAACGCUACCACCGAAUACACCAGUAGGAGAUUGGGUCCCCAUCCCGGCACCGCGUCCGUUCUACAUCAGUGACUUGAACAGCCUCAAGCCUACUAUAUCUAGCAACGAUGCAUAUAAAAUAAAAUACGACCUGCCUAAAAACGGUUGGGUUUACUCCAAUAUCACGGAAUUCAAUGGGAAACCAAAGAUUACCGAUCCCCUCAUUCGAGGCUGGGAUCAACAGUUCAAUUAUCAAUCCGAAAAAAGGGGUCGCCAUUUUACAUCAACUGAAGCUCCACUGUACACAGGCUUCAAACCUAUAUUUGUGACGCAAAAUCGUGUCAAGACGACAACUCAGCCUGAAGUAAAUUUUGUUCCAAAUUACAACAUCAAAACGCCUAAGGAGUACUAUUUUUAUGAAGAGCCUCAGAUCGCGGAUGGAAAGUUUGUCAAUCAUCAAAGAACACCCUACGGAUCUUCCACACCGGAUUAUUACGAUUAUCAAAACAAGGAUAACUAUGAAACAAACACCCUUUCACCUCCGCCUUUGCUCGGGCAUGUUUCAGUAAAAAACCCUUCUGAAAAUGGCAGAGUCCGACCUCUGAACAUGAAUUACUUCGAAGAGCAUUUUGUUAAACCUACUAUAUUAUCGACCCAGCCAUCAGACGAUUAUUAUUACAAAAACGAUAAGAAAGAAAACAAAGGUUAUUUAUAUAACGCGCCUACUGGUCCCCCAGUGAAUAUAUUCAGAAACGAAUAUGUGGCCAAUUUGGGGCAGAGAAAAAAUCUAACCGGUACGAAAACUACGACAGAGAAACCGCCAGUUUACGAGUACAGUUACUCAGCUCCGGGCUACGGUUCCAUAGAAGCGCCGAAAGUAGGGAUCAACUACGGAACUACACCUAAACCACUUGUAUUCGAAACGAAUUUCACCCCUCUUAAAAAGCAUCAAUUCAGUUUCUUCGAAUACCAAAGCAGUCCUAAAGCGAACAUCUUCGAAAAAGAGUACACCACAGCACGGCCGCAGUAUUAUUCCCAUACUCAUCGUCCACCCUCCUACAACGACGAAGCUUACAAUUCCGCUUUAUACAAAACGCCUUCACCUUACAGUAACGUAUUUCAUCAAGACAUGGGACUCCUUGAUGACAUUACAAAAAAAUAUUUUACAUUAUUUGGUCAAAAACUGAAUAACGAGGGUUUAAGUGAACCUCUCACGACACCACUGACUCCGGUUCAGAACGUACCUAAAAAACAAUACUACAACGUAUAUUCUUCUGCUCAAAGCACUACUGAAGUAGCAAAGCAGAACAUCAAAUUCCCAGAUGAUGUUUAUGAAAUUCAAAACGAUCAACAAUACUAUUCCAAACCACAAGCGGUCAGUUUGCCGAAUUACAGGCAAGGAUUAAACAAACAUAAUCCAAGGCCGAAUCAUGGCUUCUCCAACUACUAUAGACUAUCUAGUCCACAAUAUCAGUCUUAUGAAGAUGCGGAUCGAGAACUGGUCAGACCAGGGCACCCUCUUCAUUCCGACAUAAGUGUCAAUUUCAAAAAUCCGCAUCCGACUGUAAAUCCGGAUGCGGAAUACAUAAACCCAUACUACUUACAGCAAACAAGGCCGAGAGGAAAUGCAUUUAUAUCGUACCAACUACCAGGCAGUGGUGGACAUUUUUAUUUUCUGACACCGCAGACUGUAAAGCCAGAUGGCUAUCACCUGCUAAACCAAGGAUUUAAAUAUCCCGACGCUGAAAACGGAGGCUAUUUCAAACGGAAUACUCAGACUAAACCUCCCAGGCCUAGAAGGACUCGACUUGAAAAUAAUUCUCCUAAGCCAAUUAAAUAGAAGUUCAAUAGCAUACUGUAAUAAAUUAACAACAAAGUGAUUCUAAAUAAAUGUUUUUAUGAGGAUUACAGUGAUUCAAAUUAAUAUACUGUGAUGUAGGUUUUAUUUAAUUUGUGUAUAUUAACUUUAAAAGUGAUUUUAUGAGGAAUGAACUCUUCUUAUUGACUGAAGAACUGGGUAUGUUUUAAUAAUCAGUAAAGUCAGUCGAAAUGUUUCAAAUUUGACAAUUUGUAUACAUUUAUUUAAUUUUACGUUUUGAACUAUUAUAUUGCAAAGGGUAUGAUUAUAAAGUACUAAGUAAUUAGUCACUUGAUUAGUAAAUAGGCUAUAACCCUUGAUUUUGUAGUCUUUUUACUUCAAAGAAAUUAUGUACAUGAAAUUUAAUUAAAGAAAGCACAAUUUUAACAUGACAAAAUUAUUUUUUAAAUGUAAAUGAUUAAUGUAAACAUUUUGGUGAGUGUCUCCGAUGAGUCUUAAAAACAUAAUACUUUUGAUUAUAGAUUUAUCCAAGUUGUUAAUUAAAAUAAGAGACUUUCGAAAGCCAAAUUUCAUUAUUAGGAUAUUGAAAAUCUUAUUUGUCUGCGUGUGAAUGUGUGAUGAUCACCCUUAUGUAUUUUUAUAAAUUAUGAUUUUUAAAAAAAUGCUAGUUUUCAUUUUUAAAUGGAUUUCAAAGUCAAAUGAAAUCUCCAGUUGCCAUGUAAUAUAUUAGUUUUGUUCAUAAAUAGUGUGAUUUCUCUGCAUUCACAGUUAACUACAAAAGGUUAAUAAUUUUGUAAAUAGAAUUAUUUAUGUUCAUGAAAAAAAGAAGAAAAAAAACAGAUGUCACUGUUCAUAAUGAAAACAUGCUUAUUUUUAAAAAAAAUUAGCUGAAUUCUUUUAAAUAUAAGGUUUUGUAACGAUUGUUUUAGAGUAUAUAACGUUGAUAGCAGGUCGAAUGCUAAAUAUAUAAUUGUUUAUAUUGUGAUAACGAAAAUGCCUCUAAUUGUCUUCUUUAAAAAAUUAGGAAUUGUUUCUUGAUGAAAAUAGUUACUAGACAGGCAUGGCAUUUUGUAUAAAAAAAAGUAAAUGUUUUUAGUAAAUUUAAUGUAAUAUUGCAAUUAAAAAAAUAACAUGUUACA